AUGCAAAUGUGGUUGCUAGCGAUCACAGCUGGAAUGUUCCUCUAUGUGUCAUGGAUCGACAUGCUCGCUCAUCUGAAGCACGAUGGCUCACACAAGGAUCACUGGACGGUGGCCUGCCUUCUGCAAUAUUCAGGGUUCUGUACGGGAUUUAUUCUGAUAUUCGCGUUGGGUUGGUUCGAGGAACAAUUGUUCACCACAAGCUGA
Cooperia oncophora is the source of this 204-nucleotide messenger RNA. The record is from the annotation of a GenBank genome assembly. Lineage: Eukaryota; Metazoa; Nematoda; Chromadorea; Rhabditida; Trichostrongylidae.